Alligator sinensis (Chinese alligator) is the source of this 7219-nucleotide messenger RNA. It is a transcript of the gene AGTPBP1, whose product is annotated as ATP/GTP binding protein 1. Bases 485 to 4183 code for a protein of 1232 amino acids. Gene Ontology annotation, molecular function: zinc ion binding; metallocarboxypeptidase activity. Gene Ontology annotation, biological process: proteolysis; C-terminal protein deglutamylation; protein side chain deglutamylation. The record is from RefSeq and is a predicted model, not a curated record. NCBI's taxonomy places the organism in Eukaryota, Metazoa, Chordata, Crocodylia, Alligatoridae. The transcript is spliced from 27 exons.
CGCGUCGGGACCAGCUCCCCUCCCGCGGUCCCAAACGCCCGGCGGAGCCGGCUGGGCCGGCGUGGGGGCGGGGUAGGGAGGUGAUGGAGACGUGUUGGAAGAUGCGGAGGGCUGGACGCAGCAGUAGGGGAAGCAAAGAGGCGGUGGGGGUGGGGGCCGCAAUGGACAGCCGAGCCACCUCCCCGACAGAGGGCCAACGAAGGGACGGAAAGAACUGCCCCCGAAACCUCCAGAGCAAUUACUUUGACUCCCAGGCAAUGGGGAAAAUAAGUGCCAGGUGCAAACGAGGAGCCACCUCCUGGGUGCAAGGAAGUCAAGAAAUUCUGCCCUCGAUCAGUACUUGGACAAAUUUGCUGGAGACAAGCUCAGACUUCUUAUGAGAAGCCAGGCUUCCUCUUCUCCACGUGACUUCCUGGCUGUUAGGAAAGGAGACUAUGCUUUCAGGUUUUCUGAGAUGGUAAUUUGAAGAGCUAGGUUUUCCAAUAUGAAUAAAGUAAAAACAACAUCUGAGAAAAGUCUCGCUAGCAAUUCUCGGAUUGUGGUGCUGCUAACACAACUGGAGAAGAUCAACUCAGAAUCCUUGUUAGUAGAAGCAGACACUGCCAGAUAUGUUACCUCAAAGAUCCUUCAUCUGGCUCAGAGUCAAGAAAAAACCAGGAAGGAAAUGACUGCCAAAGGUUCCACAGGAGUAGAAGUUAUCCUCUCCACUUUAGAGAAUACCAGAGAUCUUCAGACUACUCUAAACAUAUUAAGUAUUCUCAUUGAGUUAGUAUCUGUUGGUGGUGGUCGCAGAGCUUGCAUUUUAGUUUCUAAAGGGGGGACACAGAUCUUGUUGCAGUUGCUUUUGGGUGCCAGCAAAGACUCUCCACCAAAUGAGGAAUUAAUGGUGCAACUUCAUUCCCUUCUUGCAAAAAUUGGUCCAAAAGGUAAUCACAGUAGAGAUAAAAAGUUUGGAGUUAAAGCCAGAAUUAAUGGAGCCUUAAACAUAUCAUUGAAUUUGGUGAAACAGAAUUUGCAGAACCAUAGGUUAAUACUGCCAUGUCUCCAAGUACUACGGGUUUACUCUACCAACUCUGUAAAUGCAGUAUCCUUGGGGAAAAAUGGAGUUGUGGAACUGAUGUUUAAGAUCAUUGGCCCUUUUAGUAAAAAGAACACUGGCCUUAUGAAGGUUGCUUUAGACACACUUGCUGCAUUGCUAAAAUCAAAAACAAAUGCCAGGAGAGCGGUCGACAGAGGAUAUGUCCAGGUGCUUUUAACAAUUUAUGUAGAUUGGCACCGCCAUGAUAGUCGACACAGGCACAUGCUAAUCCGAAAAGGAAUCUUACAAUGCAUUAAAAGUGUUACAAAUAUCAAAUUGGGAAGGAAAGCCUUUAUCGAUGCAAAUGGAAUGAAAAUUCUUUACAAUACUUCACAAGAUUGCCUUGCAGUACGUACUCUUGAUCCACUUGUCAACACAUCCAGCCUAAUAAUGAGAAAAUGUUUCCCUAAAAACCGUCUUCCACUACCAACAAUUAAAAGUGCUUUUCAUUUUCAACUCCCAGUUAUUCCUACCAGUGGUCCUGUGGCUCAGCUCUACAGUUUGCCUCCAGAAGUGGAUGACGUAGUAGAUGAAAGUGAUGACAAUGAUGACAUUGAAACAGAAACAGAGACUGAAAAUGAAAAUGAAGAUGACAAGGACCAGCAUUUUAAGAAUGAUGAUAUAGAGACAGAUAUUGAUAAGCUGAAACCAAAGCAAGAAUUGGGACGACCCAUAGAAGAACUAAAAAUAUAUGAACAGUUUUUCCCGGAACUUGCAGAGAACUUUCAGGAAUAUGACCUAGUCUCCAAGGAACCAAAGCCUUUUGCAUCUGCUACAAAUCUAGGUGGACCUAUUGUUGUUCCCACAGCAGGAGAGGAGCACCCUGCAGAAGCGAAUCAGUCAGUAAAAGGAAUUGCUGUGAAGGACCACAGUUCCUUACAAAUGGAGGAAUAUAAUAAGAGACCAUCUUUUCUGGAUCUGCCAAAGAAAGACCAUAACAAAGAUAGUUUACAGCUGCAAAAUGAUCAAAAGAAAUUGCUUUCAUCCUGUCAGUGUCUAAGCCAAGAAAUUGUGAAGGGCUUGGACAGAAUCACUUUGCAGAAUACUUCAAAAAGUGAACAGUAUUACAGUACAGGUUGCCUAAUAAAGAAAGAAAGUAAAACUAGCCUAACCACCCCCGCUUGUAAUAAACCUUGCCAACAUGUUUCAUCUUGUGGAAGUGGCCUGUUUGAGGGACCGUCAGUCCAGCUAGGGAAGCUGUGCUGCACUGGAGUAGAUCCUGAUGAAGAGGAGGAUUCCAGCUCUCAUUCAUCAGGAGAGCAAGUGCUGCUUGAGGUGCCUGAUAUGUUGCCACUCCACAACCCCGAUCUUUAUAUUGAGAUUGUGAAAAACACUAAGUCUGUCCCUGAGUAUUCAGAAGUGGCUUACCCAGAUUACUUUGGGCACAUUCCACCUCCGUUUAAGGAGCCAAUCCUAGAAAGGCCAUAUGGUGUUCAGAGGACAAAAAUCGCUCAAGAUAUAGAAAGACUGAUUCAUCAAAAUGAUAUUGUAGAUAGAGUUAUAUAUGACCUUGACAAUUCCAGUUGUUCAGUGCCAGAAGAAGGAGAUAUCUUGAAGUUUAACUCCAAAUUUGAGUCUGGGAAUCUGCGCAAAGUUAUUCAGAUUAGGAAAAACGAGUAUGAUCUUAUUCUGAACUCCGAUAUAAACAGCAAUCAUUAUCAUCAGUGGUUUUACUUUGAAGUCAGUGGAAUGAAGACAGGAAUUGGUUACCGGUUUAACAUCAUCAAUUGUGAAAAGUCAAAUAGUCAAUUUAAUUAUGGUAUGCAGCCCCUCAUGUACUCUGUUCAGGAGGCAUUAAAUGCCAGGCCGUGGUGGGGUCGUGUUGGAACAGAUAUUUGUUACUACAAGAAUCACUUUUCCAGAAGUUCAAUUGCUGCUGGUGGUCAGAAAGGAAAAUCCUAUUAUACAAUUACAUUCACAGUGAGCUUCCCACAUAAGGAUGAUGUCUGCUACUUUGCUUACCAUUAUCCAUAUACGUAUUCUACAUUAAAAAUGCAUCUUCAGAAAUUGGAAUCCAUGCACAACCCUCAGCAGAUUUAUUUUCGUGAAGAUGUACUCUGCGAGACGCUAGCUGGCAACAGCUGCCCUUUAGUCACUAUAACAGCCAUGCCAGAAUCGAAUUAUUAUGAACAUGUCUGUCAGUUCAGGAAUCGUCCUUAUGUUUUCUUAUCUGCUCGUGUACAUCCUGGAGAAACUAAUGCAAGCUGGGUUAUGAAAGGGACUUUGGAAUAUCUUAUGAGUAGUAGCCCUGCUGCCCAGAGUUUACGAGAAUCCUAUAUUUUUAAAAUUGUCCCUAUGCUCAAUCCAGAUGGUGUCAUCAAUGGAAACCAUCGUUGUUCUUUAAGUGGGGAGGACUUGAACAGGCAGUGGCAAAAUCCAAAUCUAGAUCUUCAUCCCACAAUUUACCAUGCCAAGGGCUUGUUACAGUAUAUGGCUACUAUUAAGCGUUUACCUCUGGUCUUCUGUGAUUAUCAUGGACAUUCUCGCAAAAAGAAUGUAUUUAUGUAUGGCUGCAGCAUCAAAGAGACAAUGUGGCACACUGAUGUUAGUGCUGCAUCUUGUGAUGUGAUUGAAGAUCUUGGUUACAGGGCUCUUCCUAAGAUUCUCAGUCAGACUGCCCCUGCAUUCUGUAUGAGCAGCUGCAGUUUUGUUGUGGAAAAAUCUAAGGAAUCGACAGCACGUGUUGUUGUCUGGAGAGAGAUAGGAGUACAAAGAAGCUACACAAUGGAGAGCACAUUAUGUGGCUGCGAUCAGGGCAAAUAUAAGGGUUUGCAGAUAGGGACACGAGAACUGGAAGAAAUGGGAGCCAAAUUCUGUGUUGGCUUACUGCGUUUAAAAAGAUUGACAUCUCCCCUGGAACACAAUUUGCCAUCUAGCCUCUUGGAUAUCGAAAAUGAGUUGAUUGAGUCAAGCUGUAAAGUAACCAGCCCAACUACAUAUGUUCUGGAUGAAGAUGAGCCUCGCUUCCUUGAAGAAGUUGAUUACAGUGCUGAGAGUAAUGAUGAGCAAGAUGUUGAAUUGGCUGAUAAUGCAGGCGAUUAUGAACCUUCUAUUCAAGAAGAUGCACUUUCUGAUUCAGAAGCCACAAGGACACACCUGCCUUGAGCCAUCUUUGUAGAAACCAAUAAGAAAUUAAAUAUACUGGGUUUUAAUAGAUAGGAAAUGGGGAGGCUCUCAAGAGAGUUGUCUCCAAGAGACAAAGUAAUUGAGGCCCAUUUAGUUGAAAGACAAUAAAUGUUUUUGACUGAUAAAAAUGGCAUUUGUUUUAUUUAAAGAAUUCAGUGGUUUCAUUUAGCACUGGAUAUAUCCAUUUCUUUCCGUUUAUUUUUCAUUUUCUUCCAGAUAUUAUUGCAUGAAGUUUUGUGUCCUGAAACCCUGUAACAAUCAACAAAUGAAUUAUAAUUUGUGGUGUGUCAGAAUACAGAAAGUAUUCUUAAUUCCUGUGGUACAGUUCUUUAGGUUGCUUCCUAAAAAAAAUAACAUGUACAGUUUUAAAAUUGAUUUGUGUGUAUGUUUAAUGCGGUGAAGAGGUUUUUUUCUUCAGAAUUAUGUUAAAUAUAUGAUUGCGUUUUGAAAUAAUGUAGAGCUUGCUUUGAAACCAUUUAAUUCUACUAUUACUAAAUUAAACAAAAAUGAAAAAGUGAUGCAUCAGUUGUUGCACUUGUUUUUUGAUUCUUUAACAUAGAAAGAUAUAUGGUUUUACAGCAGCCUUGAGUUAAAAUUUACUAUAACAUCUGAACUAAUACCUGUUUAACAUGCAAAGUAUUCUUACAGGAUGGUACAGUUUGUCAGUCUGCUGAUCAAAGUUUUUCUAGUGAUUAAUCAUCUUUGCCUACUCUGAAUAUAUUUCCAUAAAACUCUUCCCUGAAACAGCAUUUCAUGAGAGGAGACCAUUUAUCUCUGCAAUCAGUUUAAUAUUAAAGGUUUGUUAAAAAGAAUAACUUACUCGACGAUAAGAAGUGGCAAUAUGUGUAUACUUUAUGUAUAUUUAGCUACCUAUUUGUCAGCAGCUUUUUAAUUUAAUGUACUUAUAGUCAGCAUUCAUUAUUGCUUUAUUCUGGACAUGUUGACCAUAUGCCCAGUUUAUACAUUUUAAGAGGGAACUAGAUGUCCAUUUUAACUUAUGCAUGCACAUGUGAGUCAAACUGCUUUGCUUAAGAACUCAAACUCAGUUUUCCCUCUCCUGUGUUCCUCUUCCUUUCUUGUCUCUUUCUAUUUUGUUUAGAAUAAGUUCUAAUGCAGAAGUGGCAUGGUUCCCAAAUGUUUAUGAGAUGUGCUUUAAUAAUUUUUUUUAAUGAUUCUUUGUUGAAGUGACACAGUUCUGAGUUUUCUUUUCCUUUUUUGAAACUUGAUUGGCAGAUGUGGAAUCUAAAGAUUAAAAGCUGCUUUCCUGUAUUUCAACAGGUCCAUAACUAAAGAGGAAAAUGGAAGCAUUAGAAGUGCAAAUCAAGUUGAUGUGGUGUUAUAUUUGGGGUUUUGCUUUUUGUUUUUCUUAGUACAUGGGUUAAAGAAAUGUAGAGAAGUAGAUAGCUCAAGGGAUUCUCUGUGGAAAGGUGACGCUUUCACCAAGGAAUUGUAAAUCCAGAUUAAGUCUAGGUUGGUAGUGACCAUCUGUACCAUCCUGAUCCUAAAACUGGGGAAGGGACAUAUGAUGGUAUACUUGCACCUCAAAGUUGCAAGGGCUUGUUCUUUUAUGCUUUCCUUUUUCUGUAUAAACAAUCGCCAACUCUGAGAAGUAAGGAUACAACAGCAUCACACCUGUGAAUGGCCAGGUAUGCCAAGUUCCCUUCCCUGUAAAGAAGAAGCCGUAUAAAAAUGAUGCUAACAAUUUUUACUAUUUGGCAUUAAUAGCAAUCUCCAGAAUGCCCAAGGACUGAACUUGCCUAUGGAAGACGAAGUACCCUCUUGCCUUCAGAGGUCAUGCCUUUAGAGUUAGGGUUGGGGGAUGCUGACAUUCAAGUAUAGGAAAUUGAUCCUGCCUAUCUUGUAACUGCUCUGUGCAUGUAUAGGGGCCUUUUUCUUCAAGAUGUUUACUCUAGAGCCUUUCACAGGUAGUAUUCUUUUGUCGUGUUAACAUUUGAAAAUCAGCAACUUUGUGUUAUAUUGGUUAUAUUAAUAUAGGUUUAUGCUAAAACUAAUUAACACCUUCACGCUACACACUGAUAGCAUUGGGAGUGUACCUAUUACAUUAAGAACUCCAUUGUCUCAGUCAUACAGUAUUCUAUUCCAAGUAUGUGUGUGUACGUAUACUCUUUUCCCAAGUUCCAGAGCCAUUAGUCUAGACAGAAAAGAAUUAUGAAUGAGUAUUGAUUAACUAUAUAUCUAGGGGGUUAGUAACAAACAAAUGCUUUCCUUAAAACAAGAAUCUAAAAUAUAAACAACAGGAAUAUAAUUUCAAACUUGGUUUUGUGAAUCUGACUGAACUUUUAACAGUGAAAUUCAGAUAUAAGGUGGAACUCUGCCCUUGAUUUCACCCACUGCGGUUGAGAAUUUUAUAGCCAUGUUUCAUAUGAAGUUCUGUACAGGACUCAAUACCUAGUGCAACAUUUUAAGGAUAGAAUUUUAGCUUUACUUCUGAAUUUCCUUAAUUUUUAUGACUCGACAUUCCUGGAUCAUAUAUGAUUCCUAUAAAUUGAAGCAUGAUGAUCCUCCAUAGAGGAAGAAGCCAUCACUUUCGUUCCCUUAGCAACACUGAGUAAACUUUAGAAAUAUAAGGAUUUGAUUUUUGAUUAUGAUAUCUUUGUUUCUUAAGAUCAACCAUGUUGUAUUGCUAGAAAAGGAAUUUUCUUAUUCCCUACAAGACAUGAAUCAGCACAGAUUUGCUAUUUUAUUCACCAGUGACAUCCUUCUUUGUGUAACAUAAUUUUUGAGCAAAGAUUGCCAUUUGUGCCAAUUUUGUGUGUUAACUUUUGGAUGUGGAAUAUUGUGCAAAGUCUAACAAAUCAAGGAAAAUCAGUUUUCAUCUUAAAUAAGGUUUCAACAAGAUUAAACACAGUUCAAAAAAGCCAAGAAGCCUGGGUUUCAGAUGACUUUUCAUUGUAAUUCUGUAGUGAAUAUAAUUGUGGCAGUGUUUAUUGUGCAUGCCCCAGAUACAAAUAUAUUAUUAAGAAAAUGUAUAAUAAAGGACUGGAUUAUAAUCAA